Molecule: messenger RNA, 2910 nt
Organism: Aspergillus terreus NIH2624
Lineage: Eukaryota; Fungi; Ascomycota; Eurotiomycetes; Eurotiales; Aspergillaceae
Product: putative ubiquitin fusion degradation protein (Ufd1)
Exons: 2
Coding region: 1-2910 (969 amino acids)
Cellular component (GO): VCP-NPL4-UFD1 AAA ATPase complex
Molecular function (GO): polyubiquitin modification-dependent protein binding
Source: RefSeq, a predicted model, not a curated record
AUGGCGACGGUACACGACACUCUGCGCUGGUCGUCGCAGUUCACCGUCACCCCUCCACAGCGCACGCCCAAACUCCCCGGAGACAAGAUCAUCCUCCCGCAAUCCGCGCUCGAGCAGCUCCUCGCCGCCGCCCCGCUACAAGAAGUCUCACCGCAGGGCACGAGCACGCCCCCUCGUCCGUACACAAGCACCUUCGACCCGUUCAACCCGCACACCUUCGCCGCCGAGACGCACGCGCGCGAACGCGCCCUCGACCGCCAACAUCACCUCCCCCACCCGCUCACCUUCCGCAUCGUCAACCCGCUCAACAACCGCGUGAUCUACGCGGGUAUCCGCGAGUUCUCCGCGACCGACAACGAAGUAUGUCUGAGCGGGGUGCUGCGGGACGCCCUUGGGAUCGACGAUGCGCGGCCCGCAGAGGCCGACGAUGCGACGGGCCCGCCGCCGACGGUGACGGUGCAUGCGCAGCAGCUCCCGAAAGGCACGUACGUGCGACUGCGGCCGCUAGAGGCCGGGUACGACCCGGAGGACUGGAAGGCGCUGCUGGAGCGGCAUCUGCGGGAUAACUACACGACGCUGACGACGGGGGAGGUGCUGGAUGUGUCUGGGGGCCGGGAGGAGUCGUUCCGGUUUCUGGUGGACAAGGUCGAGCCCGAGGGGGAUGGUAUCUGUGUGGUGGACACGGAUUUGGAGGUGGAUAUCGUUGCGUUGACAGAGGAGCAGGCGCGCGAGACGCUGCGCAAGCGGCUGGAGAAGGCGUCGCGGGCGCCGGGCACGAGGACCGGGUCCUCGAUUGGCGGGGUGCUUAGGGUGGGGGAGGAGGUUGCGGGACAGGUUGUGCCUGGAGAGUAUGUCGACUACGAGGUUCAGAAAUGGGACCGAGAUGGGCCUGUGAGCGUGGAGGUGGAGGGCGUCGAGGACGCGGAGGUGUACCUGUUCGUCAGUCCGUUGUCUGCGCGGCAGAGGAGUCGACCGAGGGACGAUGAGCAUGUGUUUGGCGAGUUCUCCAGCCGCGCGUCGAAGCGCAUCAGCAUUCGGCCGACGAAUGUGGAACUGGAGGGCGCGGAGGCGCUCUACAUAGCUGUGCAUGCGCCUUCAGCUUCGGAUGAUACUACAGAGUCGACGUCGCCUGUACGGUAUACGCUGCGGGUUGGAACGGCGUCCGACGAGGAGCAGACAACAGAGACGGGGGAGACUCAUGACCCAGAAGACGUCCAGUGCAAGAACUGUCUCCAGUGGGUGCCCCAGCGGACGCUGAUGCUGCACGAGAACUUCUGUCUCCGAAACAAUGUGGUCUGCACGCAGUGCCACAACGUCUUCCAGAAGAGGUCGCCCGAAUGGCAGAACCACUGGCAUUGCCCCCAUGAUUCAUCCCACGGCAACGAUGACGCCAGCAGGCACCGUCACGACAGCAUCUUCCACACGCAACGAUCCUGUCCCGCCUGCGGCGUCUCGACCAACGGCCUCCCCCAGCUCGCCCGUCAUCGCACAACAGACUGUCCAUCCAAGCCGAUCCUAUGCCAAUUCUGCCACCUGGUCGUGCCCCAAAAGAGCGAGACCGACCCGGACCUACACGACCCCGAAGUCCUCGUCUCCGGACUCACGCCUCACGAGCUCGUCGACGGCGGCCGCACAACCGAGUGCCACCUCUGCAACAAGAUCAUCCGCCUACGCGAUAUGAAGACCCAUCUGCGCCACCACGACCUGGAGCGACUCUCCCGCCCGACGCCGCGUGUCUGUCUGAACCAGAACUGCGGCCGCACGCUGGACGGCCGGGGCGCCCAGAGCGCCGUCAGCCCGGGCACCGACACCCUCGGCCUGUGCAGUAUCUGCUUCGGGCCGCUGUACGUGGACACGUACGACCCCGAGGGCAAGGCGCUCCGCCGCCGCAUCGAGCGCCGUUACCUCUCGCAGAUGAUGACCGGGUGCGGGAAACCCUGGUGUCAGAACGAGUAUUGCAAGAACGGGCGAGUCGCGCGGGGCGGAGCGGACGCGGCGCCGUCGGCGAGCGCCGCGAAUAUCCUCGCCUCCAUCCGGCCGCUGGUCUCGGCCGUCAUUAUCCACGGUGACGUGCCGAACUCGGCGCCGUUCUACUUCUGCGCCGAUCAGGCGGGCCAGCAGCGCCGUGUGCUGGCGGAGAUGAUUGCUGCCGAGGACGCUGCCGCCGGUGGCAAGUCGUAUGACCUGCCGUGUAAUGCUUGCUUGCAUGCUUGCUUGUCAACCAACACAAAAUCCUAUCUAACCGCAGCCCACUUCCACCCAUCAAACAGCCCCCGUCUUCGCCGCAAGGGUCCCGCUCCCCCUAGACGAGAAAAUGCCCAUAAUACCAAAAACCACAUAAAACAACGCCAGCGGGUACGCAACCAGCCCCCUCAUACCGCGCAUGCGCGCCACCGCACAGAACAUGCCCGACGAGCUAUACGUGCACCACCCGACCGCCGCGGUCGUCAAAAGAUACCCGAACAUCGUAUCCAUGGGGAUCAAGAUACCCACCAGACUGGUCAGGACGAGCGGCAGGAAACAGUACCCGAGGACGCUGGCGGAGCGCGGGAACGUCAGGGUGGCAGAGAAAUGGCCGGCGGCGGACGCGUCCGAGAGGGUCGGCUUGUGAUGGGGAUCGUAGUUUGCCGGGUCGGCGGCGUUGGGAGAGGGGCUGGGGGCGUCGAGGGCGGGCGACAUGAGGCUGAGGAUGAGGUGGAGGGCGACAGUGCCGAAGACGGCGACGCCGUAGAUGUAGCCGUAGAAGACCUUGCCGGAGAGCAGGAGGAAGGUGCCGUAGAGAACGAUGUAGAGCAGGGCGCCGUAGAGGUCGCUGUCGUCCAUGAGGUGCUGGUCGAUGCGGGCGAAGGGGUUGAGCACAGUCAAUGUCUGAUCAGGGUCAGCGAGUCUAUUCCCCAUUUGUCUGUUUAA